AUGAAGAUUGAGCUCCCAUCGAUUGCCUCCACUCUAUUUCGGUUAUCUGCAAUUCAUGUCUUCUUUCUCUUGUUGUGUUCAGAAGGUCCCAUCACCACCAAUGCUACCCCCUUAGGAAAUGAGACGGAUAGACUGGCCUUGUUUCAGUUCAAGAAUGCGAUAACUAACGAUCCUUUGGGAGCUCUAAGUUCCUGGAACGAGUCUCUCCAUUUUUGUGAGUGGCAAGGGAUCACAUGUGGUCGCCGGCAUCAACGAGUUACUGUAUUGAAUUUACAGGGACAGAGCUUGGUGGGAACUGUAUCUCCUUGUAUAAGGAACCUCACAUUUCUUCGCUCCAUUGAACUCGGAGAUAAUAGCUUCCAUGGUGCAAUCCCCCAAGAAGUGGGUCGUUUGCUCCGUCUACGGUAUAUCAACCUUUCCGAUGCCAAUUUUGAAAGAGAAAUUCCAAGAAAUCUGACCAACUGCUACAAUCUCAAAGUGCUUGACUUAUCAAGAAACAACCUUACCGGAAAAGUCCCCUUCGAGUUGGAUUCUUUGUCCAAGCUUUCUGCAGUGAUUCUUAGUGCAAAUUACUUGACUGGAAAAAUUCCACCUUCUUUUGGGAACCUGUCAUCGCUCCAAUCUCUUCGUCUAGUGGAUAAUAGCAUGGAGGGAAGCAUUCCAAAGGAUCUCGGCCGAUUGACAAGAUUAUCAAAUCUCUAUGUUGGUGCAAAUGAGUUGUCUGGUAUGUUCCCUAACUGGAUUUACAACAUGUCAUCUAUUGCUUUCAUUAAUGUUGCACUUAAUCGAUUCUAUGGGAGAAUUCCACUGGAUGUAGGACUCACUAUGCCAAAACUAAAAGUACUUGGUUUCGAUGUAAACAAUUUCACUGGGCCUAUUCCAGUUUCUUUGUUCAAUAUUUCGGGACUCGAAAGACUUGAUCUUGGCCAAAACAGCUUUACUGGAUCAGUCCCUCUUAAAAUUGGUAGACUUCAAAAUCUUUGGUCUCUAUGUCUUGCGUACAAUCGGUUUGGAACAGGGCAAGCUCAUGAUCUAGCUUUUCUUACUGAACUCACCAACUGUAGUAAUCUAGAAAUAUUGCAACUACAGAACAAUAACUUUGGAUGUUCUUUGCCCAAAGCUAUAGCUAAUCUGUCAACCCAACUCACAAUACUAGCACUUGGACAGAACCAACUCUUUGGAAGCUUACCUUCAGGGAUCGAGAACCUCAUGAACUUGACUGGUUUAAGCAUGGAAGGAAAUUUACUUGGAGGUAGCAUUCCUACUGCUAUCGGAAUGCUCCAGAAACUAAAGGCGUUGUUCAUGGGUGGAAAUAGAUUCGCAGGAGAGAUCCCAUUGUCCCUAGGCAAUAUCACUUCUUUGAAUCUACUUCACUUGGAAGUGAACUAUCUUACAGGUUGCAUUCCUUCUAGCCUUGGAAAUUGCCAAAAGUUACAAACAUUAACCCUUCAUCAUAACAAUCUUAAUGGCUCCAUACCAAGACAAGUUAUUGGUCUUUAUUCUCUAACGAGGAUCCUCGACUUGUCUUACAAUUCUCUUUCUGGUUCUCUACCAUUGGAAGUAGGAAAAAUGAAAAAUAUUGGAAUACUUGACCUCUCUGAAAACAAUUUAUCUCGUGAAAUUCCUGUAACAAUUGGUGAUUGUUCUAAUUUGGAGAACCUUUAUUUGGAGGGUAACUCCUUCAAUGGCACCAUUCCUGAAUCUUUGGGCCUGUUGAAGGCUAUUCAAGGUCUAGAUCUUUCACGCAACAAUUUAUCAGGGCAGAUUCCAAAGAUUUUUGAAAACCUUCAUCUCUUAAGUAAUUUCAAUCUGUCUUUCAAUAGUCUUGUGGGUGAGGUACCAACAAAAGGAGCUUUUGCAAAUGCAAGUGCAAUUUCAGUGGUUGGAAAUUAUAAGCUUUGUGGGGAAAUCCCUGAACUACAGUUGCCGAGCUGCUCAUUAGCUUCCACAAGAGGAGGAAAAUCAACUAUUUCCAGAGUAAUAAUUGCAGUAGCUGUUGGGGUUCUAUGCCUUUUCUUGUUAUUGAUAUUUCUUGUUCUAUACUGGAAGGGAAAUUCCAAACGGAAAUCUUUGAAUAUGCCACCAAUGGGCGAUCAACAUUUAAUGGUUUCUUACAAAGAACUACUUCAAGCUACAGGUGGAUUCUCUGAAUCUAGUUUUCUUGGCUCUGGUAGUUUUGGUUCUGUGUAUAAAGGAAAUCUGAAUCAAGGAAUAACUGUUGCAGUAAAGGUAUUCAACCUUCAACAACCUAGAGCUUCCAAAAGCUUCAUGGCAGAAUGCAAUGCAUUGAAGAACAUCCGGCAUAGGAAUCUUGUGAGGAUCUUAACCUCUUGUUCAAGUUUGGACUUCAAAGGCAAUGAUUUCAAAGCCUUAGUUUAUGAGUUUAUGGCCAAUGGGAGUUUAGAGGAUUGGUUACAUCCAGACAUGGAUGCACAUAAUGAGCAGAGAAAUUUGAACAUUCUUCAGAGAAUAAAUAUUGCAAUUGAUGUGGCAUCUGCAUUGGAUUAUCUUCACAAUCACUGUCAUACACCAAUUAUUCACUGUGAUUUAAAACCAAGCAAUGUUCUUCUUGACAAUGAUUUUACUGCCCAUGUAAGCGAUUUUGGUCUAGCAAAGCUACUUUUAGAAGACCCAAAUUAUCCCUCUCACAGCCAGGCCAGUUCAUUUGUUUUGAAAGGGACUAUUGGCUAUACUCCUCCAGAGAUAUUCACAGGAAAGAAACCAACAGAUGAAAUGUUCAAAGAUGAUUUGAACCUCCAAAAAUUUGCAAAAAUGGCUUUGCCUGUAGAAGCGAUAAGGAUCUUUGACCCAAUACUCCUACAAAACCAAGGAGUAGAAGAAAUAGAAAAUGGAGGUAUCACAAACUUUGGAAAUUGUAGUAUGGCAAUUGAUCGGAGUCCAGUGCUCUGUGCGGUGACUUGCAGCUUAGGAUCUGCACGUUUGGCUGAACGUUCCGAGAAAUGUCCUAGAGAACGAAUGGAUAUAAGUGAGGCUGCUAAGGAAUUAAUUCGGAUUAGAGACAUCUUUCAUGGAAUUAGGGUUCAUCAACAUCAAGUGGUGUCAAGGAUAUCUCAGUUAGAAGGUGCGUAUAUAGCUCUAACCAUGCCAAAGUUUCGUGAUCUGAGUGCCCCUUUUAUGAUCAAUCGAUUUCCCAUCUUUUAA
Nelumbo nucifera (sacred lotus) is the source of this 3162-nucleotide messenger RNA. Lineage: Eukaryota; Viridiplantae; Streptophyta; Magnoliopsida; Proteales; Nelumbonaceae. The record is from RefSeq and is a predicted model, not a curated record.